AUGCGGAAGCGGGAUCUGGGCAUCCUGCUGCUCGCCGCCUUCGCCGUCUUCUUCUCCCUCCACCACGAGGGCGACUUCUCCUUCCGGGAGUCCUGGUACCACCUCACCGACGAGGACUUCCCCAUCAAGUACGAGGCCGACCGCCUGCCCCCGCCGCUCGUCGCCGACCUCAACGGCGACGGCAAGCCCGAGGUCCUCCUCCCCACCCACGACGCCAAGAUCCAGGUCCUCCAGCCGCCCCACGCCCGCCACCUCAGCGAUGACUCCGCCUUCCACGAGGCCCGCGUCAUGGCCGACAUCUCCCUCCUCCCCGACAACGUCCGCCUCGCCUCGGGGAGGCGACCCAUCGCCAUGGCCGUCGGCAACGUCGACCGCUCCUACAGGGCCGGCGAAGUCAGGAAGCAGGUCCUCGUCGUCGUCACCUCCGGGUGGUCCGUCAUGUGCUUCGAUCACAACCUCAAGAAGCUGUGGGAGCACAACCUCCAGGACGACUUCCCUCACGCCGCCCACCACCGCGAGGUUGCAAUCUCCAUUACCAACUACACUCUCAAGCAUGGAGAUGCAGGCCUCGUCAUCGUUGGAGGAAGGAUGGAGAUGCAGCAUCAUUCAGCAGAUCUCUUCGAUGAAUUUAUGAUACCAGAACACAACACGGAUGACCACCGUAGAAGCGCCAAUGAGAAACAGGGCUCAGAGACUGGCAAUGCGGACCUGCGCCAUUUUGCCCUUUAUGCCUUUGCUGGACGUAGUGGCGACCGUAGAUGGAACCGGAAGAAUGAGAACAUCCAGUCACAGCCAUCAGAUGCUUCUGUGAUGUUACCACAGCACAAUUACAAACUUGAUGUUCAUGCCCUCAAUAGUCAUCAACCUGGUCAGUUUGAAUGUCGUGAAUUCAGAGAAUCAAUCCUUGGCGUCAUGCCUCAUCAUUGGGAUAGGAGAGAGGAUACUACCCUACAACUUGCACAUUUUAGGAAGCAUAAAAGGAAACAAGUUAAGAAAACGCCUGGAAAGGCUGUUAUUAAUACCGUGAACAAGCCCAUUGAAUACAAUCCACCUGGGAAGGAUGCUUCCAAUAGAAUAGCUAGAGCACUUGGGAAGGCUGCAGAUAUGGCUAGCUCAAAUAAAGCCAGGAAGGCACAGAGGAUGCAGUAUGUUCCGACAAUCACUAAUCAUACUCAAGUUUGGUGGGUUCCUAAUGUUGUUGUUGCACAUGAAAAGGAAGGGAUAGAGGCUGUCCAUCUAGCUUCUGGACGUACAAUAUGCAAGCUUCAUUUGACCGAAGGAGGCCUUCAUGCAGAUAUUAAUGGAGAUGGAGUUCUGGAUCAUGUCCAGGUUGUUGGUGGAAAUGGUAUUAAAGAGCAGACUGUCGUGAGUGGAUCAAUGGAGGUGCUGAAACCCUGUUGGGCAGUUGCUACAUCUGGUGUGCCAGUGCGGGAGCAACUUUUUAACGUCUCUAUCUGCCAUUACAACCAUUUUAAUAUGUUCCAUCAUGGAGACUUCUCGAGAAGUUUUGGGAGGACAUUUGAUACAACUGGUUUAGAGGUCGCGACUCCUAUCCUGGUCCAGACAGACGAUGGCCAUAAACACAGGAGAGGAAGCCACGGCGAUAUCAUCUUUUUGACAAGCCGGGGAGAGGUGACUUCGUACUCCCCUGGGCUGCUUGGCCACGAUGCAGUAUGGAGAUGGCAAGUAUCAUCAGGGGCAACAUGGUCCAACCUCCCAUCUCCAUCGGGAAUGAUGGAGAACAUAGUGGUGCCUACCUUGAAGGCUUUCUCCCUGCGCGCCUAUGACCUGAAAGAGGUGAUCAUCGCCGGUGGCGACCAGGAAGCCGUUGUGCUCUCUCCUUCUGGUAGCAUAUUGGCCAUGAUCGAGCUCCCAGCGCCUCCCACUCACGCGCUGCUCCUGGAGGAUUUCUCUGGUGACGGUCUCACUGACAUCAUUCUGGUAACAUCCGGUGGAAUAUAUGGAUUCGUGCAGACAAGGCAGCCCGGGGCUCUUUUCUUCAGCACGCUCGUGGGGUGCCUGAUAGUUGUGAUCGGCGUGAUAUUCGUGUCUCUGCACCUCAACUCGUCGAACGGCGGCAAACCCAGGGCUUCCUCGGCUGAAUACAGAUGA
Messenger RNA from Miscanthus lutarioriparius, 2112 nucleotides. The record is from the annotation of a GenBank genome assembly. NCBI's taxonomy places the organism in Eukaryota, Viridiplantae, Streptophyta, Magnoliopsida, Poales, Poaceae.